Chlorocebus sabaeus (green monkey) is the source of this 1975-nucleotide messenger RNA. It is a transcript of the gene MSGN1, whose product is annotated as mesogenin 1. Gene Ontology annotation, molecular function: DNA-binding transcription factor activity, RNA polymerase II-specific; RNA polymerase II cis-regulatory region sequence-specific DNA binding; protein dimerization activity. Gene Ontology annotation, cellular component: nucleus. The record is from RefSeq and is a predicted model, not a curated record. Lineage: Eukaryota; Metazoa; Chordata; Mammalia; Primates; Cercopithecidae. Gene Ontology annotation, biological process: mesoderm formation; regulation of transcription by RNA polymerase II.
UUCAUCAUUCUGAGUGUAGGCAUGUUGGGGGCAUGUCUGCACUCUAUACGACCCAGGGAAAUUUACUGAGGUGGCAUCCACUGGGUACCUCAUGUGUGUGGCACCCCCAGCAACCCUAGGAAAUAAAAGCUGUUGUCUGUGUUGGACACAUUAGGGAAUCAAAGCUCAGAGGGGUUACCUUGUCCCUAGACCAUGCUGCUUCUCCAACAACACAGCCCAUCUGUGCUGAAAUAUCUAGCAGGUCCUGGUGGAGGGGAUGGAGGCCCUCUCGGGUCACUUUGCUAUUCUCCACCAGGGUCCUCAGCCACCCGCUCCUUGCUGCGGAUGCCCCAGGUUUGUUUUCUUUGGCUCCCUCAUUAAUGAGUUCCACAGCACAAUGCUAAGUCUAGUUAUGCAGCCUUAAUUGGUUUAGUUACAACAAGAUAAUUCCUUUUUUCUUCUCUUGGAGGCCUUUCUGUUUAAAGACAUUUUAGCUGGAAGAUGCUAAUUAUCAAUGAGGAGAAAAUGACACCUGAAGAGUUCAUUUUCCAUCUUGGUCUUUGGUUUUUCCUUUGAACUCUCUUUACACGGCCCUCUUUCCCACUUCAUCACUUCUCCCCCACCAUCAUAAAAGAGAGCUCUUCCCUGGCCAGGCGGCAGAACUUUCUUUCUCACUUGCCAGGGAGCCAUUCCUUCUGCAGCUGUCUCGCAGGCAUGGACAACCUGCGCGAGACUUUCCUCAGUCUCGAGGAUGGCUUGGGCUCCUCUGACAGCCCUGGUCUGCUGUCUUCCUGGGACUGGAAGGACAGGGCAGGGCCCUUUGAGCUGAACCAGGCCUCCCCCUCUCAGAGCCUUUCCCCGGCUCCAUCGCUGGAAUCCUAUUCUUCUUCUCCCUGUCCUGUUGUGACUGGGCUGCCCUGUGAGCAUGGCGGGGCCAGCAGUGGGGGCAGCGAUGGCUGCAGUGUUGGUGGGGCCAGUGGCCUGGUAGAGGUGGACUACAAUAUGUUAGCUUUCCAGCCCGCCUACCUCCAGGGUGGUGGUGGCCCCAAGGCCCAGAAGGGCACCAAAGUCAGGAUGUCUGUCCAGCGGAGGCGGAAAGCCAGCGAGAGGGAGAAGCUCAGGAUGAGGACCUUGGCAGAUGCCCUGCACACCCUCCGGAAUUACCUGCCACCUGUCUACAGCCAGAGAGGCCAGCCGCUCACCAAGAUCCAGACACUCAAGUACACCAUCAAGUACAUCGGGGAACUCACAGACCUCCUCAACCGCGGCAGAGAGCCCAGAGCCCAGAGCGCAUGAGCUCCGUCCGGGGAAACUGACCGGUUCCACCCUCCCGGGCAGGAGUAGAGGAGCUUUGAAGACCUGGAUAUCUUAUUGAACAAUGAUUGGCGUGGAGUGAUUUUUAUGUAGUAAGCGUGGUAAUCUUGUGAUCUGCAAAACACUGAGGGAAUUCACAUCUGACCUGUUGGAGCCACCGGAACACUUACCUGCCAGAUGAGCAGAGACUUUCACCUCCAGUUUUUUUCCACCAUCUCUGGGGGGCUCAUCCUUUGCAAAGAGACAAAUUAUUUUGCCCUUCUCUGUCUGUUCAAGGUAUUUUAAAGGGUCAGUGAUUUUAAAUGCAUUUUUUCAAUAAUGUAAAAGUGUUACAGUUAAUCUCCUGCCAUUUUGGUGUUGAGAGCUUUCCUUCUGUUGCUAGCAAAACCUGUAGUUUGUAUAGGAUCCAGUGUGAUAUCUGGAAUCUUAUUUAGAAAGAUUUGUGCCAAGUAAAGGGCUUUAGUGCUCCUGUUUCAUUUUGUGUGUGUAUGUGUGUGUGUGUUUGUGUUUGACUGAAAACAUGCUCUUGCAGGGACCAAAAUCACUUAAAUGCAGAAGGCACUGGUGUCAUGAUAAAUGGAAAGUCACAGGCAGACAGGCUAAGUUAAGACAGUGAAGAUCCCAAAGGCCAGAGCCUCCUCUUCAUAGGCGGACAGCUUGUGUGACAGGGAAGGAGGGUACA